AUGGCAAUUCGAUUGCAGUCUUUCCGGCUUCCGUCCUCCUUGCUUCUAGCUAUCUCAGCAUCCGCGGCUACAGCCACCGCUCUCACAACCCACCAAUUCAGUCACCCCUCUCCCACCUCUGCUGAUCGUCAUUCCACCUUCGUCAGCCAUUCGAACGAGCAGUGCAAUGGUCGUCGCAGGCUCGUGCUGCCGUCGCAUCUGGCUCGCCCACACUCCACGGACGACACGGAGCUGCCGUGCGGCGACGCCUGGCAGCACAACUACACCGCCUUCCACUCCUCCGCCCGCGCUGCGGCGCGCGAUCCAUCCGCGCGGGCGCAGGAGAAGGCGGAGCUGCGGUACCUGACGUUCACGUGCACGCCGGGGCUGUGCGGCGGGAUCGGCGACCUGCUCAUCGGGCUCGUGUCGUCGUUCCUGCUGUGCGUGCUGCAGGACCGAAUCCUCAUCGUCGACUAUCCCUGGAUGCUCCACGCCUUCGAGCCCAAUCACAUCGACUGGCGCCUCGGCGACGACGUCCCCAUGGACCCCGCGCGCCCAUUCCCGCCGGGCCCAAGAGACAGGCGCAGGCGCGGGCAGGCGGACCCGAACGAGGUGCAGGAGGGGGAGGUGCUCCGCGUGAAUCUGCACAACCGCGACCUGCCGAGCAACGUGACGGAUUUCUUUGAGCGCAUGCGCGCCGCGAGGAACAUACGGCUCAUGUGGAACCGCGGGCUGCUGGUGCGGCUGUACGAGGAGGACGGGCCCUGGUGGCACGAGCUGCACAGACGAGGACUCAGACUGCCGUCCGCAUUUGGGUGCAUUCUGCGAUACCUUAUCAUGCCGACGCCAGGGGUGCGGCACAUGGUGCGAGAGGGCAUCGCGCGGCUGACAUACCCGGGCACGGCGUCCAUCUGCAUCCACGUGCGCACCAGCGACAUCUCCACGUGGGAGCAGCCCAAGGUGGGCGAGAAGGUGAAGCCGCGCAAGGAGAACGUCAAGCGCCUGCUCAAGGGCUCUCAGCGCCUCUUUGCAUGCGCUCAGAAGCUGGAGGACUACUGGUAUUCGAGUGACGCCCCAGGCAUGGCAGUCAAGUGGGUGCUCAUGAGCUCGUCGCUUGGACUCAAGCAGGCUGCACAGAGGAAAUAUGGCAGCAAGGUCAUGACAACCGAUAUACAGCCCCUUCACAUUGAGCUUCAAGGCUUCUCAGAUGAACAAAGGGCGGAAGCCUUUCAAUCCACCGUGGCAGAAUGGUUGCUAUUCACACACUGCAACCACUUUAUCUUCACGGAGGCACCCCAUGCUGUGACCCGUCCUCCGCCCUGCCACCUCACCCUCCUGGAAGCAGAGUUGGCUGGCACCGCGCAUGUCCUUCCCCCCUUCCCCGCGACCGCGGGAGAGGUGGCAGGCACGCGCAGGACCAACGCAAUCACGGGAGCAGCAGGGGCUAAGAAACGGUCGCCAUCAUUGCGCGUGCUCGCCACACCAAGUCAAGACCGGUUCACCGAUCUGUACGACCUCGGGCAGAAGCUGGGGUCGGGGCAGUUUGGGACGACGUACGUGUGUCGCGAGCGCUCGACGGGGAACAAGUACGCGUGCAAGUCGAUCCCCAAGAGCAAGCUGCUCACGGAGAAUGACGUCGAGGACGUGCGACGCGAGGUCGCCAUCCUCUACCACGUGCAGGGGCAAGCGAACAUCGUGAACAUGAAGGGCGCGUACGAGGAUCGCGACUACGUGCACAUCGUGAUGGAGCUGUGCACGGGCGGCGAGCUCUACGACACCAUCAUCGAACGCAUCGAGGCGCGCGGCGUCCCCUACUCCGAGCACGACGCGGCGGAGAUGGCGCGCGUGAUAGUGCGCGUGGUGGAGCGGUGCCACGCGCUGGGCAUCGUGCACCGCGACCUCAAGCCAGAGAACUUUCUGCUCUCGUCGCGCGACCCCGACACGGCGGAGCUCAAGGCGACGGACUUCGGGCUGUCGUGCUUCUACAAGGGCGAGGGCAUGGCGCGCCACUGCGGGUCGCCCAUGUACAUGGCGCCCGAGGUCGUGCGCUGGCGCUCCGCCACGCAGCUCAUGGUGAAGCGCCCCGCCAAGUACGGCCCCGAGGUGGACAUCUGGAGCGCGGGGGUCAUCAUCUACGCGCUGCUCUGCGGCUUCCCGCCCUUCUACCACAGCAGCCAUUCGACGAAGGAGAUAUUCAAGGCGGUGCUGCGCGCGAACCCGUCCUUCUCCAUCCCGCCGUGGCCGUCCAUCUCCGACCACGCCAAGGACCUCCUGCGCCAAAUGCUGCACCCCGACCCCGCCAAGCGCCCCUCCGCGCACGAAGUGCUCUGCCACCCGUGGCUGGCAGAGGCGGGCGUGGCGCAGACGGAGCCGCUGCCGCCCGUGGUGCUGACGCGGCUGAAGCAAUUCACAUCGAUGGUGAAGAUGAAGCGCAUGGCCAUGAAGGUGAUAGCGGAGGGGCUGAAGGAGGAGGAGAUCCGCGGGCUGCGGGAGCUGUUUGAGGCGAUGGACACGGACAGCAGCGGCACCAUCACCAUGACUGAGCUGCGUGACGGGCUCAAGAAGUACGGCGCCAACCUCAGCGACGCUGAGAUCAGCAGAAUCAUGGAGGAGACGGACAUAGACCAGAGUGGGGAGAUUGAGUACGGGGAGUUCCUGGCGGCGACGCUGAAUCUGAGCAAGAUAGACAAGCAGGAGAAUCUGCUCAAGGCGUUUGCCUUCUUUGACACGGACGGCAGCGGCACCAUCACACUGGACGAGCUGCAGAAGGCGUGCGAGCAGCUCAAGAUGUCCACCGGCGAGGUCGAGGCCAUGAUGCGCGAGGUCGACGAAAACAAGGUCCGUGCCCGCUGCUGGGAGGGGGAGGAGGGAGCCAAAGGGGGGGCGCAGCGAGUUGAGGUGAGGCAUGGCGCACAGGCAGGAAUAGGCUUGGAAACCGGACCACCAGGGCACUCAGAGCGGCCGUCUCCAUCGCGCCACCGUCGCUGCAUCGCGCCAUUGCAAGCCAUGGCUGCUCUGCACCCGAGCGCCGUCGUCCAGCCAACGCGUCUCGCUAUCGGCCACUCAUCCCACCGCACCUCCGCGCGUCGCGUCGAAUGCAAUCCCGCGUUCGCGCCAUGCGCCAGCCACGCGCCAUUCUCCGUCGUUGCGCCAUCAGCCGUCAGGACCCGCCCGCUCCGCGUCAAUCAGAACAGUCGACGACCACAUUCGAGACGGCUGAUCGUUCGUGCGACAGAAAGCGACGAGGGCGCAAUUGCACGCCGGGUGGAGGAAACGCAAGGCGGGGAGGCGAGCAGCAGGGGCGCUGGUGAUGGCGAAAGGGGGGAAACCGCGGGUGAUAGUGGCGGAAAUGGUGCUCUUUCGGCGGGGACGGGUGUGAAUUCCGCGGAUGCGCUGGUCGCCGCGGAUAGUGCGCGAGGCGAGUCAGCAUCGUCGGUAUCGGGGGGAGAGGCAGCGGCGUCGUCGUCCCCCGGGUGGUGGACCGGCGUGUGGGGCGCGGGGGGCUGGCAGAAGCGGUGGAGCAUUGUGGUGCUCUGCUUCUUCGCCUUCCUGCUCUGUAACAUGGACCGCGUGAACAUGAGCAUAGCGGUGCUGCCCAUGGCGGAGCAGUUCCAGUGGACGCCCGCCACCGUGGGACUCGUGCAGUCCUCCUUCUUCUGGGGCUACCUCCUCACUCAGGUGGCGGGGGGAGUGUGGGCGGACACGAUAGGGGGAAAGCAGGUGCUGGGCUUCGGAGUGGUGUGGUGGUCGCUCGCCACCGUGCUCACACCCUUCGCCGCCUCCCUCGGCCUGCCCGCGCUGCUCUUUGCACGUGCCUGCAUGGGCGUCGGGGAGGGAGUGGCGAUGCCAGCGAUGAACAAUCUGCUGUCCAAGUGGGUGCCCGUGGGCGAGCGCAGCCGCUCGCUAGCUCUGGUCUACAGCGGCAUGUACCUGGGCAGCGUGGCGGGGCUGUCGCUGUCGCCCGCCAUCAUCCACGCCUUUGCCUGGCCCUCCGUCUUCUUCUCCUUUGGCUCCCUCGGCCUCGUCUGGUUCGCCUUCUGGCAGACCAAGGCGUUCAGCUCGCCUGCGGAGGACCCCAGUGUGUCGGCGGCAGAGAGGGCGCUCAUAGCAGCCGGGGGCGCACAGAAGGGGCAGGGGGCGGGCAAGGCGCAGGGGGGAGAGGGAGGGCCGCACCUGGAGGGCAGUGAGCCGCUGCGGCUGUCGACGAUCCCAUGGCGGCUGCUGCUGAGCAAGGCGCCUGUGUGGGCCAUCAUCAUCUGCCACUUCUGCCACAACUGGGGCGUCUUCAUCCUCCUCACCUGGAUGCCCACCUACUACCAUGAUGUGUUGGGGUUCAACCUGACGGAGUCGGGGCUGUUUGCAGUGCUGCCGUGGCUCACCAUGGCCAUCGCCUCCAACGUCGGUGGAUGGAUCGCCGACACCCUCAUUGCCCGCGGCCUCUCUGUCACCCUCGUGCGCAAGGUGAUGCAGAGCAUUGGCUUCCUGGGUCCGGCUAUCUGCCUCUCACUGCUCUCCACUGUCAAGUCACCCGUUGCUGCCAUCGCCCUGCUCAUGGUCUCACAGGGCACGGACGCCUUUUCCCAGUCGGGGCUCUACUCCAACCAUCAGGACAUCGGCCCGCGCUACGCGGGCAUUCUGCUGGGUCUGUCCAACAGCGCUGGCGUGCUGGCAGGGGUCUUCGGCACCUACGUCACGGGGCAGAUCCUGCAGAACGGGUCAUGGGACGAGGUGUUCACGGUGGCGGUGGGGCUGUACCUAGUGGGCACCGUUGUGUGGAACCCCCCCCUCUCACCUGAACCCGCGCUGCCAGGAGUGUCGUUGCUCCCCGGCACUCGCACGGGGGCGGGAGGAGCCGUUGUGCCGUCCUCGCUGCCAGGAGGCGGAGGGCUGUUGUCGCUGCCAGGAGGAGCAGCACUCGGAGUCGGUGCCGAGCUGAUCAUUGGUUCCGAGGCAGGUGCAGAGGCUGGGGCCGACCCUGGCGCGGCAGCAGGUUCGGAUGCUGGCGCUGGGGCAGGAGCGGGACCAGAGGGGCUGGGGGCAGCGGCAGGGACAGGAGCAGGAGCCGAGGCGGAGGAGGGGGCAGGGGUGGGGGCGACGGAAGGCGCUGAAGCUGGGGAGACCGAGGAACUGGGCGCAGCAGAGGGAGUCGGCGCGAGUGUGGGCGCGGACGCAGGGGCAGUGGCGGUGGGUGCCGGAGCUGGGGAAGGGACUGGCGCGGACGGCUGUUGCGAUAAACAAGGUGGCGCGCCCAGAGCGAGAAGGAGCACAAGGAAGACGGCGGAGAGUGCGGAACCCAUCUCGGCUCAGUGGGGCGACGAGGAGGUGAGACUCAGGAGUUGCGCUGAGUAUGAAUACCGCUGA
Molecule: messenger RNA, 5340 nt
Organism: Closterium sp. Naga37s-1
Lineage: Eukaryota; Viridiplantae; Streptophyta; Zygnematophyceae; Desmidiales; Closteriaceae
Source: the annotation of a GenBank genome assembly